AACCCUUUUCUCUUCGUAGGUUUUAUACAAUGUAAGGUAGGAAAUUAAAGUUAAAACAAGAUGCUAAGCAUGCUGGAAAACAUAAAGGCAGAACCGGUCGUGUCCGUUGUAGAAGAGAACAGUGUUUCACACUUUAAGCAAAAGAAAAAACCGAGAGAAAAAUCUUCAGUUUCGACAGUGGAGUUACUGGAUAUGCCAUGCAAAGUAUGCGGAGACAAGUCUUCUGGUGUACAUUACGGCGUUUACUCUUGUGAGGGCUGCAAAGGCUUUUUUCGACGUACAAUUCAUCAAAAAAUCAAGUACAGAUCCUGUAUAUUAGACCGUACAUGCAGUAUCACUAAAAUCAAUCGUAAUCGUUGCCAGACGUGCAGAUUUAUGAAAUGCUUGUACGUGGGAAUGUCUAAAGACGCUGUGAAAUACGGUCGAAUCCCAAAGAAGCAGAAGGCCCGUUUAAUAGCAGAACGUCUUGCAGAAAUAAGGCGAGAAAAGAUUCUAGAGCAAACAAAAGAAUCAGAAAACGGCGCGAACGAAAAUGUGUCGGGAAACGAAACCCCAACUCGAAGAGAAUCCACUGAAAGCGAUGUGUUUCGAAAAACACCUCCAAAAAACAUGAGCGUCAACGAAUCAAUGCUCUAUGAUGCUCUACAUAACUCCGAGAGCACGGGAGUCGACUCCUACAUUCAAGAAUCUUUCCCUAAAAGUCCUACUAUCCGCCAACCUCCAGAGCUAAUCCCAAAGUGCGCUUUUCUUUCAAACGGUGCAAGAAACACACUAAAUGGCUACCAAGAAAAUUUCCAAGAUCAGAGAGAAAAGUCCAAACAGAGAGCAUAUUACGAGUCCAAACAAAGAGCAUAUUCCGACCAAACUUUUUUGAGCAGUUCCAAUCCAGUUAAACCGAGAUCCUCCUCCGACUCUUCUAUGUCCCACUCCCCUAGCAACCCGCCUCCGCUUUUGCUCCUAGGACGAUCUUUCCCUGGAGCAAACGGAGAGACGUCACCAAACGAGAUCAAAAAAACUGACAACUACAAAUCACCAAACGGAAGAUCCGCUGAUUCAACCCGAAAAUUUCCGAUUUUCAAUUUCGAUAAAACCACCGAAAAAUACCGAAAAUCGGCGCCACAGUCGUUAUUUUUCAGCAAAAGCAUCGAUUCUAAACCCACCCAUCGCCGAAACCCAUCUACCCCCACUACAGAUCUUACCCCAGUCCCAAAAUUCAUUCCUACCCCAUUUUCUGAGCCCCGUCGAAAAUUCCCCCCCACCUACCAAGUCUAUAUACCACCUCCUAUAUAUAGCUCCUCCCACUGCCUUACAUCUAAACCACACAUUAUAACCCAACCUGUGGACACCAUUUCAAGCCCCACUAGAAUUGAUUUUAACCCAAAACCUGCGACUCAGUUCAGAACCCCUAGCAACACCAUGCAUAUUGCACUCGACUACUCCAGUAGAACGAGGUCGUCUUCUUCCCCAGACAGCGGUUGUCCUGAAGCAAAUGAUUGUGAAAUGGAAACACAGCGCACGACUGGCAUCACUGGAAAUGGAAACACUGCCCAGAUCCCAUUGCCUGAGUUGGUGGACCUAAUCGUUCGUGCUCAUAACGAAACAUCACAUGCAAGCAGACAUGCUCUGUUUCUUACCAAGAUGGACCAUCGCGUCGCCCACAAAGGUACAUACACGGCGACCGACGACGACCAAAUAGACUGGGCUUCUUUCAAUGCUUGUUUUGAACCAGCUGUCAGGGAAGUCGUCGAAUUUGCGAAAACGAUUCCCGGUUUUGAUAAACUCUGCCAAGAAGAUAAAGUCUUGCUGCUCAAGACAGCGUCGCUUGAGAUACUCCUUGUCCGUAUGACGUCACAAUACGACCCGUCAACCGGAACGCUGUCUAUCGGGGAGGGGAAUCGGAGGUCUAGGAAUCAUUUCUUACGACAAGGCAUGGACAACUUUGUGCACGCUAUAUUUGACUUUGCGGAGAAGUUCCACUGUCUCAAUCUGUGUGAAACAAGACUCGCUCUUUUCUCCUCUCUCGUUUUGCUCGCUCCAGACCGACCAAACUUGCGUGACCCCGCCGCCAUUGAAGAAAUACGAGACCGGAUCUUGGACGCCCUCUGCUGGUGGAAUUCUCUUAACAACAGCGAGCACGAGGUGUCGCUGCCAAAACUGCUCACAAAGUUAGCGGAGCUGCGUACCCUAAACUCUGUCUACUCGCAACAUUUAUUGCCAGUCAACAAAACAGCGAUCAAAUACGCUUAAACUGUAUAGUAGGGUGGGGGAAGUUGGGACACCUUUAUUUCCUCGUCUCAUUUGGUGGUAAACAAAGAACAUUUAGAGAAUUAUAAAACUGUAUCCCGUCUUCUUUCACCCUACUAUACUAAUAUCAAGCAAGAAGACACAAUUUAUCAAAAACACAUCAGGAAAUAACAAUAUCAUAAAAAAAUCUGAAAAAGUUUUAUUUCAUUAGGAAAUAAGUUUGUUUUCAAAAACCUUUUAAAAAAUCUUACAAAAUUCACUCAUUAAUAAUAGUUUCCUUAAAAAACAGCUAAUUUUAAAUUCCACGAUUUUAUUUUAAAGCAGCCACGAUUUUAACCAAAGUUAACAUUGUGUACUAACACUAGAUGUAUUCUAAAACGUAGUUUUAGCUUUUUAUUAACCGAAACGUAUGAAUGAUCCCGUUUUUUUCAGAUUUAAAAUUGUGGUCGUAUCACAAUGGCCACGUAACGUUAUGUUAUACUUUCUAAAAGUUAAAUGUGCUUUAUAACCUACAAGGUAUAUAGACUUAGUCUCAUUUAUCGUCGUUUUCCCCCCAUUUUACCUUUGGUACGAUUUAAUAUGCAGCAGCAUCUCAGUAGCGCUGUCUAGCGGAUUGUUACUGAGCCAUCGUGCAAUUUUUCGCUCUCAAUUAAGUUCCAGAUAUUUCUCGUUCCGGCCAGUGUUUCCAAUUUUGCUUUUCAAUUCGGCAGCACUGCCCGAUAAACAACACCUACAGUUCCAUUCGUCGUAAAUAAUUUUUGUUCCGGCCAGUGUUUCCAUUUUAUUUUUCAAUAAGGGCAACACUGCACACACUAUAACUGCUACUGUUCAGUGUUGCCCAAAAACUUAAAAGUUCCAGCAGUUCUUGUGUAAAUUUUAUUCGUGACAGGGAGCGCGUGAAGCAUUUGUAUCGCAUCGUUUUUUCUCAAAGAGAUAAAUGAUUUCUUGAUUUCAAACAGAAAUAAAAGAGAUUUGUAUAAACAAAAA
Messenger RNA from Ciona intestinalis (vase tunicate), 3231 nucleotides. NCBI's taxonomy places the organism in Eukaryota, Metazoa, Chordata, Ascidiacea, Phlebobranchia, Cionidae. The record is from RefSeq and is a predicted model, not a curated record.